Messenger RNA from Camelina sativa (false flax), 1320 nucleotides. The record is from RefSeq and is a predicted model, not a curated record. Lineage: Eukaryota; Viridiplantae; Streptophyta; Magnoliopsida; Brassicales; Brassicaceae.
AUGGCUUCAGAUGAUUCUUUUUCUUCCGCUCCUCUUUCCAUUUCUCAAGUUGUAGCUCUCAAACUCACUGAGUCCAACUAUCUCCAAUGGAAAACUCAAUUCGAGUCCUUCCUCUCACCUCAAAUGCUUCUUGGGUACGUUAAUGGCUCGCUUCCUCGUCCAGCAUCCACUCGAUCUGUCACUGGUGCUGCAGGGGUUACUGAAGAGCCUAAUCCGGAGUUCGAGAAGUGGAUUCGUAAUGACCAACUGGUCAUGGCAUGGAUCUUAGGAUCUCUCUCUGAAACCGCCAUCCGAGUCGUGUAUGGUCUGCAGUCUGCUCAGGAGGUAUGGUCUGCUCUCGCUAAAAGGUUUAAUAGAGUUUCUACCACUAGGAAGUUUGAACUACAGAAUAAGUUACGUGCUUGCCUUAAGUCUGGUAAAACCAUGGAAGAUUACCUUAGCGAACUCCAACAAAUCUUUGACCAGCUAGAUUUAAUUGGCUUUCCCAUGACCGACCUAGAGAAAAUACAUGGGUUGUUGUUUGGUCUAGGCAAGGAAUAUGAAACUGUUGCUACCGUGAUUGAGCAUUCUAUGGAUUCUCUUCCCACUCCUUGCUAUGAAGAUGUAGUCUUUAAGACAGCAUACUAUGAUCGAGGAGGUUCAAACAACAGAGGCGGUCGUUCUGGUGGAGGUUACAGAGGAAAAGGAAAUUACUCUACCGGAGGACGCGGCUUUCAGCAGCACGGUAGUGGUCAGAAUAGUCAGAACAGAGGAAAUGGUGGCACAAAACCAACCUGUCAGAUCUGUGGGAAGUAUGGUCAUAGUGCCUUUGACUGCUACAAUCGCUAUAAUGAGUCUCUCACCAAACCUGAUUUACCAAAUGCUUUGGCUGCAAUGCGUGUCUCCGAUAGUGAACAACAACACACUGGUGCAGAGUGGUUGCCUGAUAGCGGUUCAACAGCUCACAUUACCAACACAACCGCUAAUCUGCAGCAUGCUCAACCCUAUCAUGGAAAUGAUUCCGUAAUGGUAGGUAAUGGUGAGUUUCUGCCCAUUACACACAUCGGCUCAGUGCCACUACAGACUCUAUCAGGUAAAUUUCUACCUCUUAAGGAUGUUCUUGUCUGUCCUAACGUUGCUAAGUCCCUUCUAUUAGUGUCUAAACUAUGCUUAGACUAUCCUUAUUCUGUGAAAUUUGACUUUGAUGGUGUACGUGUAAAGGACAAGCAUACCAAGCAGCUCCUCACAACAGGAAACCUGAGUAAAGAUCAUUAUGUGUUGGACAAUCCUGCCUUUGCUACUCUCUACUCUACAAGACAACUUGCUACUAGUGAUUAUUAG